Pollicipes pollicipes is the source of this 1548-nucleotide messenger RNA. RefSeq names its product putative serine carboxypeptidase CPVL. The transcript has a single exon. Lineage: Eukaryota; Metazoa; Arthropoda; Thecostraca; Pollicipedomorpha; Pollicipedidae. Bases 59 to 1432 code for a protein of 457 amino acids. Gene Ontology annotation, biological process: proteolysis. The record is from RefSeq and is a predicted model, not a curated record. Gene Ontology annotation, molecular function: serine-type carboxypeptidase activity.
CGGCCGCGGCCUGUCACCAGCCAGACGCGGCGCAACAACAGUGCUAGUCGGUGCCGCCAUGUGGUCGUGUUUGGUAUUUCUGACUGCCCUGGUGCCCGCCUGGGCCCUGCACACACCGCUCGGUCGAUUUUUCCCGCCGGCGCCGCCUCACCGAGUCGAUGCCGCCGCUGGACGGCCGCUCUUUCUCACGCCGUACAUUCAGAACGGCAAGAUGCAGGAAGGACGCAAGUUGAGUCGGGUCACCGACCUCCAGACGGACGUUGACAGCUACGCCGGCCUCCUCACCGUCAACGCCACGCACAACUCCAACAUGUUCUUCUGGUUCUUCCCGGCCAAGAACCACGCGGCCGACGCACCCGUCGUCCUCUGGCUGCAGGGAGGACCCGGCGGCUCCAGCAUGUUCGGUCUCUUCGUCGAGAACGGUCCGUUCAGCGUCGACGCCAAGAUGAGACUGCACCCGCGCGACUUCAGCUGGCACAACACACACAGCAUGUUGUACAUCGACAACCCGGUCGGCACCGGCUUCAGCUUCACGAAGAGCGACGACGGCUACGCCAACAACGAGGAAGACGUCGCCCGGGACCUGUACUCGGCGCUAGCGCAGUUUUUCACCCUCUUCGACAGCUACCAGGGUAACGACUUCUACAUCACGGGCGAGUCGUACGCUGGCAAGUACGUGCCGGCCAUCUCCUACAAGAUUCACCAGGAGAACCCCUCGGCCAAGCUGAAGAUCAAUCUGAAGGGCAUGGCCAUCGGAGACGGUAUAUGCGAUCCUAUCGACCAGCUGGACUACGGUCACUUCCUCUACAACGUCGGUCUGAUCACGGCUCGGGACAGGGACAUGUUCAUCCACCAGCAGAACAUCACAGCACAAUACAUUCUCCAGGGUGACUACGUCAUGGCCUCCCGGACCUUCGACAAAGCCAUGGAAGAAUACACCAGUAUUACCGGACUGGGCUUCGUCUACAACUAUCUUUUGCAGAGCGCGCCUACCGAUUUCUCCUACUAUCCUGCCUUCCUCACCUCCACAGCGACGAGAGGAGCCAUCCACGUCGGCAGCUUGGUCUACAACAAUGGCGAAGAGGUCUCCGAGCAUCUGGAGGGAGAUAUUAUGCGCACCAUUCGCGGCAAAAUCGUCACCCUCCUCGACAACGACUACAACGUCAUGAUCUACAACGGCCAAAUGGACGUCAUCAUCGACUACAUCGGCACCGAGAACUUUGUGCGGAAGCUGCCGUGGAAGGGCCAGCAGAAGUUCAUCAACUCGACGCGUCACAUAUGGCGCGUGGACGGCGAGGUGGCCGGCUACGAGCGACACGCCGGCGCCCUGACCCAGGUCAUGGUGCGAAACGCCGGCCACAUUCUGCCCUUCGACCAGCCCAAGUGGGCCUACGACAUGAUCAGCCGCUUCACCUCCGAGAAGAGGUUCUAAGAAAUGAGAUUCAUAUGCAUCACAAAAAUGUUACAACGUCCGCAACGUACGUUACCAGUCCCGUGUUCAAUGUAACAAUGGAGCAUGCACAGGAAUAAACCUGCUCAAACAUUUAA